Messenger RNA from Diorhabda sublineata, 6632 nucleotides. It is a transcript of the gene anchor, whose product is annotated as integral membrane protein GPR155. Gene Ontology annotation, biological process: intracellular signal transduction; transmembrane transport. The transcript is spliced from 13 exons. Lineage: Eukaryota; Metazoa; Arthropoda; Insecta; Coleoptera; Chrysomelidae. The record is from RefSeq and is a predicted model, not a curated record. The coding region runs from base 236 to 2872 and encodes 878 amino acids. Gene Ontology annotation, cellular component: membrane.
GUCACUUUCAAAAUAAAAAAUCCCUAUAAAUAUUUGAAUUAUCAUGUCAUGUACAGAUGCUUCGUAAUAUUUUUAUUAUUAUCCAAGAUUAACACCAUUAUUAGUGUUACAAAUAAUGGGAUUGAAAUGAACAUGGACGGUUAAUUGUAAAGAAUACAAGGAUUAAUUUAUUGAAAAGAAGCAGAGUACCUAAAAACUAUUUUAUACUUAUGUAAGCAUUUCAAAUUCCAAAGCAAUGGAUUCAAUAGAUGAUCAGAUAAGUGAAACAAAUACUUCUUUUGAGAAUCUAUAUCCAGCACUAACACAAUGCUUUGUUAUUAUAAUUUGUGGAUAUUUUGCUGGACGUAUGAAUUGGAUAUCAGAAACAGAAGCGAAAGGAUUAAACACUUUUAUAGCAACUUUUUCUCUUCCCUCUUUAAUAUUCAUGUCUCUAGCCGAGAUACAACUUGGGCAAGUGAACUGGAUUUUUUUGUUAUCCAUAUUAUUAGCAAAAAGUAUCGUAUUUUUUUCUGUGAUAAUAGUAACGCUUUUGGUUGGAAGACCCUUGAAUUUAGGAAGGGCUGGCAUUUUUGCCAUUUUUUGUACACAAAGCAAUGAUUUUGCUAUUGGAUAUCCCAUAGUUGCAGCAUUGUACACCAACACCCAUCCAGAGUAUGCAACAUAUCUUUAUUUAAUGGCUCCAAUAAGUUUAGCCAUUUUGAAUCCAAUAUCAUUUAUACUAAUGGAAAUUGGUAAAAGGAGAAAUGGUGAAAGUAGAGAACAACUUAUAAUGGAUGGGGAACUAACAAAUGGCUCAAAUAUGCACAAAGAGAGGUUGAGGAUGGCAAUUUCUGUGAUCAAAAAUAUUUUUUUGAACCCUAUUAUACUCAUGACCAUUUUGGGAAUUAUAGGAAAUUUAAUUUUCAAGCACAAUGUUCCAGUGUUUCUCAGUGGAACACUUCAAGUCUUAGGCUCAGCUUUUUCAGCAAGCGCCUUAUUUUUACUAGGUUUGAGAAUGGUUGGAAAGGUGCACAAAUUAAAAGGAGCUACUUUGGUAGUACCUGGUAUUUUGAUUAUGGUGAAAUUAUUGGUUUUGCCACUCGUUACCAGAGAAGCUAUAAGCAUUUUACAUCCCGGAUAUAAUGAAACAGAAACUGUAGAUUUGAGUACUUAUGGAUUUUUGUAUGGUACUUUUCCAUCUGCCCCAACAGUUUUCGUUUUUUCAACGCAGUAUUCUAUAGAUAUAGAUCUGAUAGCAAGUGCAAUGGUGGUUUGUACCUUUGUCAGCGUACCACUGAUGUUUGUAUCUGCAAAAAUGAUCACCAUUACAAAUUGUGAUCCUUCCGAAUAUAUAAAAGAGCUUGAUUCAUUUACCUUAGACAUAAGUAUCAUUAGUCUCGUUGCUUCCUUGUGGGUACUGAUGGUUCUGAUAGUUACCAAAAAAAUUAUAAGAAUACCCCAUAAAAUUACAGCAGCUUUAGUUAUAUCACAGCUUAUAGGCUGUUUGGGAGCUAUUUUAUGGAAUACUUUACAACAAAAAGAAGGUUGGGCAGGCUACUUACAGUUUACACUUUUUUGCACUGGAGUUUACAGUACUAGAUUGUGGACUAUGAUUUUAGCUAUCACAUUAUUAUUUUUACAAUGCAGAAGUUUGUGUUACGUAAUAAAAUUGCAACCGGCAUUUCUUCUUUUAGGUUGGGGAUUACCCAUUAUACUUGCUGCUUUACUGUUAGCAUUUGAUAAAUCUAGUACCACGCCAUUUGACAAGAGAAAUCCGAAUUUUGUGUACGGCGCUUCACAAGCCAUUUUAGCAGUCUCCUUACUGGUGCUUUGUUUCAUAGUGACUGUAGGCUGUUUGAUACUUCACCAAAGAUAUCGUAGACGCUUAACCCGAUAUAUGGAUCUUUCUCAUGAGAUAGCCUCAGAUCAAGAUCAGUAUCAAUCUACCCCUGAAGCUGAAACUGCUACAGAUACUGCUGCUCUAAAUCCCAAUCCCAGUACCAGUUCAGACUUUUUAGCCACUGGUGUUUUAGAUAGUGUCCAGACACAACAAUGUUGCAGUUUACCUACAAUUGUUGAAGGCCGUAAUGAAGAAAAAGACAGUCCAGUGACUGACAUUGAAGAUCUUUUAGAUGAUUUUAAAAAGAAAAAUGGUAGUCCUGAUAUUAAAGGAUAUUUGACAGUUUUAAGUGACGAAGGAACCAGUCCAAAUGGUGAAGGCAUUUGUCCUGUAAGAUACGGUUGCUCUGGACGAGAAAUCUGCCAUGGUAUUAUAAAUCAAUACCAAGAACAAAUAGAUGAUGAUUUGGAACUUAUCGAAGAGGAAUCUGAAUCACAUGAACCACAAAUUUUAAGACAUACAGUAUUGUUGAUUUUACUACUUUGUUCAAUGUUUGUGGGACUUGCAUUAUCUAUUUGGACUUUGGUUAUGGAACAUAUGUCAGGUAUCUACAUCGAAUUAUCAUUCUUAGAUGCCACACUUAAUUUCGGACAAAGUAUUAUAGUUUUCGCUAUUUUCGGCUUGAAUACCAAAGAAAUUAUUUUACCUUUAUUGAAAUAUUGGAGAAAAAUAUGGUAUGGUGCUAAUACGUUGAUCUUGCCUGCGUGGGAUGAACUUAGCCCUGAAACGAAACAUAUCUGUGAUCAGUUUGUGACUCAUCAUAUUCAAAAUUGUAGAACAGCUAUAGCUAUAGAUAAAAGAUGGAGGUUGAAAAUCUACAAAAACGUAUUUUCUGGUGAAAGAUUUGUUGACUGGUUAAUAGAAGUUGGUCUAGCAAGGGACCGAGUGGAAGCUGUGAAUUAUGCAAGACAUCUUAUAGAAGGGAAAAUUUUAAAACAUAUUAAUGGAGUAUAUCAUUUUUACGAUAGAAAUUUAUUGUACACUCUAGUUUAAAUUGGAGCGAUUUUUUACAGUAACUAUAAAAAUGAUCUCAUAAUAUGUUAACAUAUUAUGCUUUGUCAAAAAUCCGUAUUACAGCUAAAUAUUCAAUUUAAUUUGAAAAGUAUCCACUGGAUCAAGAUAUUCCUUUUUUUGUUAAUUGGUAGUAAAACUUUGAUGUAUAUUUAAUAUUUAAGAUAUCGUAAUGAAACUGAUUGUUACUAUUUUUAUGAGACAUUAUUUAUGUUUAAUAUUGAAGUUACCAAAGUCAAGUUACAAAUUGUUAUCAUCUAGAUGUAGGUAAUAUAGUUAACUGAUGUAGAUAUAAGGUAUAACACUUGAUAUAAUGACAGAAAUCAGACAUACUUUCAGUCAGUCAUUAUAAUGCUUAUGUUCCAACUUAUUAAAAACCCUAUUUUCAUUCAUCAAUAAAUGUUUAUUAGUUGUUACUGAAAUGCAAGUAAAAUUUUGUGGAAGGGAUUCUAAUAAACAAUAAAAUUGUUCAAAAACCAAAAAAUCAUUAUUUGUAAUAAUUGUAAUUCUGUUUACAUAGAACUAACAACACAAUACUUGGAAAGUAGAUUUAAAAGAUAUGCAAAAUAGCAGUAAAUAACCUUAAAAUAAAUGAAAAAAAUGGAAUCUUUCAAAAAUAAUCUUGAUAAAUAAAUUUAAGAAGAAUAUGUGAUUCCAUUUUAUCAUUUUUUUAUGUAUGUACAUCAAUCAUUUGAAAGCUACCACAUUUUUAUUUGCCAUUGGAAGCACUGGUCUAAAGUAAGUUCUCCAAAAUGUCUGAUGUCACUGUUUGUUUAAACCCUUAAGGCUAGAUUCGAAAUGGUUUUAACAAACAUUUUAAUGUUUUAAAAAGGUAUUUGUGACCCUUUGGAUCCUUACUAACCACUAUUUUAUAUCUGGUACAUUUAUGUCCCUUUUUUACAGAAAAAUCUGCACGACACUGCGGUUUGCUCGAUAUUUUCUUUAAUAUUGCACGUUACUAAAAAAUGUAAAAAAUUUUAAAGUUAAAUAUAAACUAUGCCACGUCAUGAACCACUUGAUGAGGUUAAGUCUAGCAGAAACUGAUAAGUAUAAAUUUUGUCAGGAGAACUAUGAAACUGCAGUUCACCAUUACAAGCAUAUGAAAAAAAUGAUAUGGACAAGAUGCCCUUUUUGAAGCCAACUCAAAUACUCGAGUCCAUUAGUACUUUCCAAUAUGUACGGGGUAUUUUAAGUCAACUAAAAAUUUAAGUUUAGAUCUGUAUCUUAUUAUGGUUGACUGAAUGUCUUGUCGUUCUGUCUAAAAUGUUUCAAAUAUCGAAAGUUAUUUUGGUAAAAUAUUUAUAGAAUGUGAUACAUAAUAUUAAUUUUUAAUUAUUUACACAAGAUACAAAAAUAUUGCCAAAAUAUGCAUUAAAAUAUAUGUAGCUUGCCUUAAAAAUUAUCCAUUGAAUGCCUGGGCAGCUUAUGUAAGUGGAAAUUUUGAUACAUAGUUUAAAAAUUUGUAUUCAAUAAGUUAACAAUCAUUUGAGAAGAAUGACAGAAGAAACUACAAAAUGAAUCAUUUUUGGAGGAUGGCUACAUACGUUUAAUUAUAAAUAAUUAUUAAAUACAUUUCCUGCACAAACAAAAUUAUAGAUCAACUUCAUUUUUUAUUAUGAAUUAAAUUGUGAAGAAUAUUGUUGAAAGAGUUGGAAUAAUUUUUUUAGAUGUCACUAAUUCUAACUUCUUAGUAAAUAUGUAUAUUUCAGGUCGGAUCUGGUGGAAAGAGAACUAAAUAAAUGUCAAAGUGAGGCAUCGGGAAAUUCCAAAAAAGGAUAAUAAAAAACUUAAGGAGGGAAUCCAAACAGAGUAGAUAUAAAUCAGCGAAGGCCGGAUAAGACAAAUAUCAGUGGAUGAAAUAGAAUGAAUAUGGAGGAACAAAAAAAGAAAAUAAAGAAAAAAUAAAAAAUUUAUGACAAAUAUCGUAUAAGAGUAGAUUAAAAAAGGAAACAAUUGCAUUAAAUAGGAAGAUAUAAAAAUAGAAACAGUUGAUUGUAACGAGCAUCAAUGAAUGAAAGAGAAUGGACAGAACAAGUAGAGGAAAAUAGAAAAGCAAUAAAAAGUUUGCAACGAUAAUCGUAUAAGAGAGGAAAUGCUGCAAAUAUGAAGGAACGAAGAGAUGGAAAAAAAGAAGUUAAAUGCGACAAGUAUCAGUGGAUGUAGCAAUAAAAAAUGGUUAAGAUCAUCUAAGAGAAUAGUGGAUAGCAGAAGAAUUACAUCCAACAACAUGUAGAGGAAGACAGAGAAGUAGAGUGAAAAUAUGUGAAAAACUUUGAUUUCUGAUAAGGUAAUCUUAGGAACCAAAAAUUUAACCAAUCCAUUAAAAAUAUGCAUAGACACUAAGUUUUUCUUUACUUUUGCAACAAUAUUCUGGGUAAAAUUAUUUUAUUAAGCAUGAAAUUUAAAAAUGUUAGAUUAUAUUUUUGUAAAUGUUUGUUGUUGCUAUUUACAAAUGUGAAUAUUUAAAUAUUUAUAUAAUAUUUAAAAACUGAUCAUUUCAUACUGCAUGCAAAACAUUAUCGCUUCGCAAGCCGUUAUUUGUACAUAAUAGGUUGCAAUACAUUAAAUAUUACAGGCCUGUUACAGGACUAGCAGAAGGCUUAUGUUUUUAACGGCACUUGGUCGCCAACUAUUUAGCUAUGAACUAGGAUUACAGUACUCAGUUGUAGUUGUAGGUUACACAUGAUUUUAUUUUACUGAUUUGGCAUUUUAAUCCCUAAAUAAUAUACAACUACAAACAAUCCACAUUUGCAAAUUAUAGUUUCAACAAAUGUAAUCAGAACAUAUUUCAAUUGACUAAUAACUACAGUUUGUUUCCAAUAUUUCUUGUUUGUUUCAUAAUUCUUUAAAGUGGUCACCUUAUUCCUCUUUUAAUCGUUUUGGUUAUCGUACAGCAGUUUCUCUUUGUUUUCUAGUUUUCUUUUAUUGGUUUUUGAAGUGAACAGGCUAUCAUCUGAAUUCUGAAAUUCUGCUUAUACAAUCGAAAACCUAGUUAUUACUGUUAAUUGAUACUGCUUUACCAAUUAUCUUCUUCAUAGUCAGAAGUUAAAAGAAAAAUAUAAAAGAUUGUAUCAAUUCAAACCAUACAUCCUUUGCCUUUUAUUUAAGAUUUUUAUUUAUUUUUAUUUUUAAACUGACAUUUUCAUUCUGUUUGGUAUGAGCUUGGUAAUAUUUGAUUUUUCAAAAUACCCAUGUUCCAAAUCAAACCAAAUGCUUAUUUCAAUAGACAAACUUUAUUUCCAUUAUAACUUAUACAGUUACCAAAAAACUGUUUAUCAGUCUAAACAGUAAAUAGGCUAUGAAAUAUUUCUGAUGAAUUCUCCAAUCGAAAUAUGAAAUUGGGUUACGUAAACCAAACUUGAGGUAUUCCGUUUGUGAAAUAUAAUCGAAAUUUUUAUUCAUUAUUUAAAAAUUAUUGUAAUAAGUACAUACUUUGGGAAUUGAAAUUAUUUCGAUUAUAUACAGAAUUACAGCUAGUUGUUUUAUCAUGUUUGAUGAUUUUGCAGCCUACAAUAAGUUGUUUCAAAUUUAUUUGUAUAUGAUUGUGCAGCCAAAAAUUAUAUACAAAUUAAUAAACAUAGGCUGAAGUAGAGACAAUAUGGACAUUAAACCAGUUUGGAAAGUAUUUUGUAAAAACUGUAGGUUUUGUAAAUUAUGCAACUGAAUUAUAAUUGUAGCUCAAAACACAUCGCUUAUUGUUUGAUAUGUUGUUGGUAAAACAAUAAAUGUUACAUAUAAAAAA